Messenger RNA from Brassica oleracea var. oleracea, 1798 nucleotides. Its product is annotated as neurofilament medium polypeptide. Bases 222 to 1667 code for a protein of 481 amino acids. Gene Ontology annotation, molecular function: translation initiation factor activity; ribosome binding. The record is from RefSeq and is a predicted model, not a curated record. The transcript is spliced from 8 exons. NCBI's taxonomy places the organism in Eukaryota, Viridiplantae, Streptophyta, Magnoliopsida, Brassicales, Brassicaceae. Gene Ontology annotation, biological process: ribosome disassembly; translational initiation.
GAAAAAGAAAAAAAAUCCAAAGAAAGUCGACGGUGAACCCUUCCCCUCUUGGCCGCCUUCUCCCCGAGAUGCACCCGCCAUUGACGCUCUGUUGAUCUCUCUUGAUUCCCUUCUCUUCUAUAUUGAAACACUUCUGUUCGAUUUUACGAAAUCGUGCUUCGAAAAUCAGAAGCAUUUGCUUCCUUUGCAGUUCCAAAUCGAAAUAUCCCUCUUCUGAUUCCAUGGCGGUUUGGCGUAUAAUCACUCGGUCGUACCUCAAGUACGCGUCAACACGACUAACCAGGAACUACAGUCAAGUCUGUCUUGCUACCUCUCUCACUCAUGUCGUGAAGCAGACAAAGUUGUCUUCUUUCGACAUCCCACAUUCAGACAUCUCUAGAAAGCCUUCUAAACUCUUCGAUAAUGUCAGGUUGUUUGCCACGUCAGCUCAGAUAAGGAAGAAGGAGGAGGAAGUUGAAUCUGAUGGUCCACGUCUCAAUGACAAGAUUACUGCCGAGACUGUUAGAUUGGUUUCAGAGGAAGGACACUGCAUUGUAUCAUUGAAGGAAGCUCGCAGACGGGCUAAGGAGCUCAAGCAUGACUUAAUUGAGGUCCAGAGAGAUGCUAACCCACCAGUGUGUAAAAUUGCAGACUACGCCCAUGAGAAGUACAAAAAGGCUCAAGUAGGAAAGGAGCGUGCUAAGGCCAAGAGGGCUGAAGUAACCAUUCGACCUGAGGUCAAGGAAAUUCGAUUUACUCCAAAGAUUGAUGCAAAGGACUUACAGUUCAAAGCAAAGCAAGCAUUGAAACUGAUGGAAAGCGGAUAUCGUGUGAAGUGCCAUGCAGUUCCUGACAAGGACAAGAAGAAGGAGCUUGAACCAGAGAAGCUGCUUGAGUUACUAUCUCGCUUCACUUGUUAUAUCAAAGACGCGCUUGUGGAGUUCGGGCCAGAGGCGGAUAAAUGUAACGCCGUUGUGGUAGUUAGACACGCCAAGUUUGGACCGCCCAAGAAAGGAAAGGCGAUAAAACUCAAGGAAAUGAACAUAAAAACUGCAGCAAAAAUAAAAGACGAUUCACCAAAGCUUGACAGCUCAGAAGCUGAUGAUGAUCAGGGAGUAGUUAUAGAGGAGACACCCGAACCAGUUAAAAUACAGAACAGGUAUGCAAAAAGUGAACCGAGCAAUGACUUCUCAGGAGGUAGAGAUGCAAAACGGGUUGAACCUCAGGCUCCAGAACGUCCUCGGUUCCAAAACCAAGCUCCAAACCAACAACCCAGUGGGCGGUUUGAUCCUCAGUCUCCAAAGCAGCCUCCAGGUCCAUCACGGCCUCGGUUCCCAAACCAACAACCUUCUGGGAGGUUUGAUCCUCAGUCUCCAAGCCAGCCUCCAAGUCCACCACGGCCUCGGUUCCCAGACCGAGGUCCAAAUCAGCAAUCCUCUGGGCCGUCUCCAGACAGCGACCUUGACCGGCAAGGUCCUCCACCUCGAUUCCAAAACCAGUAUCCAAAUCAACAAGCUACUGGUCGGUUUGGAGUCCAGCCACCAAAGCCGCCGCCCCGAUCUCCACCACCACCACGUCCACCAACCCGGUUGCCAAAUGAAACAUCGAACCAACAACCUACAGGCCCUGGAAGAGCUACUGGUGAGGCUCCAAGUUAUGGGAUCUUCAGCACCCCAAAUACGAAGUAGGACCAGCCUAUUUAAAACCCGUAGGAUUUGAGUCUUUGUGAUGCUUUUCUCGGGACUCAUUAUUUUAUGUAUAACUAAUAGUCCAAUAAUGCCUGCAUACACUUGUAACUCUCAUUCAAUUGUUUUUGGUC